AUGAUCAAUGAACAUGAUGUCAAGAACCAAGAUAUAAGACAAGAUGAAGAAAAAGAAGAAGAAGAAGUAGAAAGAUUGCAGAAAGAGCAGAAUGAAAUAAUAGAGGACCAAGAUAAAAGAGAAGAAGAAGAAAGAUUGGAGAAAGAGCAGAAUGAAAUAGAACUUGGAGAGGGAAAUGUUGUCGAUAAUCAAGGUUUGACAUUAACACAGAUCCGAUCUUUGCAAGAUGAAGAAUACCUUGCUAGUCUAAAUGCUGACAGAAAGAAGGACCAAGAAAAAAGAGAAGAAGAAGAAAGGUUGGCGAAAGAGCAGAAUGAAAUGAUAGAACUUGAAGAGAUAAUAAAAAGAAGAAAAAGAGAUCUCCCUGUAGAACCAGAGACAGGGUUUAUAUUGAAAUUAAGGACAGGUGAAAGAAGAAGAUUUAGGCAAACAGAUUCAGUUCAGAUACUGAUCGAAUUUGUGGGAUCUCAGCCCUUUUCAACUAAGGGAUAUGAAAUUAUUGUUGUGGGCACAGAGAAAAAAAUCAGUUCCUGGACUAGUAGUGGAAAUCUUGCAGACUUUGGGAUACGUCAUUCUGCAGUUGUUGAGGUUAUGUGGAAUGUUGACGAGCCAACAACUACCAUACCAAUUAUAAGGACAUAUGAAGAUUUAAUUACCAGCACCUACACAGAUAAUUUUGAUGUUGAUGACGAUCAGGAUCAAGACCAAGAUCAAGAUACUGCUGGGAGUUUAGCCUCUGUCAGACAGGAAGAGGACGCACAUGUAGAUGUUAGGGAACUAUUACAAACCUGGAAAAUUAAAGAAAUUGAUUUGGACAAUUUUCAGAAGAUAGUUGUGUCUAGACAACCCAGGUCAUUGUGGGAGCAUUCAUUACGGUGCUUCAACAGAGAAAAUUUUAAAUUAAACCACACGUUAAAGGUUGAGUUCCGUAAUGAAUGCGGAGAAGAUGAAGGUGGCUUAAGGAGAGAAUAUCUGGAAAUUCUUCUACGACAGAUGUUGAAGUCAUCUUAUUUUGAAGGUGAACAAUAUGACGAGGCAGUUCAAAAUAUACUCGAAUCUGCAGGUAUAAAUCUGAGAAUUUCGGCAACAUCAAAGAGUACUAUAUCUAAGGCUUUGAUAGCUUAUUUUUCGCGAGUGACUUCCAAGAAAGCCAUCUUAGACCAGUUCUGGGAAGGAGCAGAACAGAUUGGUCUACAAACACUGUUAAAAUCAAAUACAGGAAAUAUCAGGAAAAUUCUAUGCAAAUGCUGUGGUGUUCCGCAAGAACUAACAGGGGACAUGUUCAUGGAUAUGUGCGUUGUUAAAAGUUUUGGAGAAAGGGGGAGUAAUAUGCGGCAGCAAUCGGAAGAUGUGGCACAAAAUUUUGAAAGUUUUGUGUUUGAUUGUCAAGAAGGUAAAUGUCAGUACACCGACGGGGUCGUACAUCUUUGUGAUAUCCUGCAAUUCCUAACAGGAUGCAGCAGCAUUCCACCAGGUGGAUUUGACAACAAAUUUACAGUAAAUUUCACUGAUGUUAAAUGCUACCCGAGCGUAUCAACCUGCACCUUGGACCUGACAUUGCCUAUUCAUUUGGUGAAUUAUACGAAUUUUCAUGACGUAAUGAAAGAGGCAAUUGUAUCUGGACCUGGCUUUGGACUAAUAUAAUGUA
This is a messenger RNA of Mytilus californianus (California mussel), 1648 nucleotides long. Its product is annotated as myb-like protein X. Lineage: Eukaryota; Metazoa; Mollusca; Bivalvia; Mytilida; Mytilidae. The record is from RefSeq and is a predicted model, not a curated record. The transcript is spliced from 13 exons. Gene Ontology annotation, molecular function: ubiquitin-protein transferase activity. The coding region runs from base 1 to 1644 and encodes 547 amino acids.